Erigeron canadensis is the source of this 1011-nucleotide messenger RNA. Its product is annotated as triphosphate tunnel metalloenzyme 3-like. The transcript has a single exon. The record is from RefSeq and is a predicted model, not a curated record. NCBI's taxonomy places the organism in Eukaryota, Viridiplantae, Streptophyta, Magnoliopsida, Asterales, Asteraceae. Bases 37 to 741 code for a protein of 234 amino acids.
ACACACACACAAACAAACAAUUAAAAUUUGGAGUCUAUGAAGAUCUCUUAUCCAAUCAAGAACCACCUCAAAAAACUAUUUUCACUGUCAAAAUCCUCACAACACCACCACCACACAAACCCCAUGGAAGUUGAAGUAAAGCUCCGGUUACCAAACGCCGCCGCCCACCAAAAACUUUCCAGCAUUCUUUCCCCACACCACACCAAGACCCACCUUCAAGAAAACCUGUUUUUCGACACCCCAUCAUUAACUCUCGCCACAGCCCACCACGCCGCCCUGCGCCUACGAUUCUAUGACCUCGACACACAUUCUGUCCUUUCCCUUAAGUCCAAACCAUCUAUAUCUUCCGGGAUUAGUCGUAUCGAGGAGCUCGAAGAGCCCCUCGACCCGGGGCUCGGCCGCACUUGCGUGGCCGAGCCCAGCAGGUUUAAGAAAAUGUUGGAAAUGUCAAGAAUAUUGAAAAUAGUGGAAAAUGAAUAUAAGGUUGAUUUGAAUGAGGUUGUUUGUAUCGGUGGGUUUAGGAAUGUUAGAAGUGUUUAUAAAUGGAAUGGGUUGGUUUUGGAAUUAGAUGAAACAUUGUUUGAUUUUGGUGUUAAUUAUGAAAUUGAGUGUGAAAGUAAUGAUCCUGAAAAAGCUAAGGUAAUGAUUGAAGAGCUGCUGAAUGCAAAUGGGAUUGAGUUUUCUUAUUCAGAUAUGUCUAAAUUUGCAAUCUUUAGGUCAGGGAAGUUGCCGCAAAUUUGAAAGAGAUUUGGCCCAUAAUAAGUCAGUCUGAAUUGAACUAACAUUGUCUCUGUUACAUUAGAUUGACUUGCUAAGCAAUAUUUCAUUUCACUUUUGGCUUAUAUAAGUUGUUGUAUGAAUCUCACUAUCUUGGUUUAUUUAUUGAUUCAAGAGGGAAAGAGAGUGUUGGUUAUGUUACUACAAAUUUGAGGAAUGUUGGUUAAUUUCAUGUGCUUAAUUAUAUUGGUUACAUAAGGCGAAAGCUAUGAAUGUUGGUUACUACUUUAUGUA